GACCAAAAGGGGAGUUUUCUCCUUUUGUGAAGUUAUCACUUUUCACAGAGCAAAGGCCAUCAAUGUGCAAGGUAUAUCCGCGACAAUACAGGCGGUGUUGAGGGGGAACUUUAUAGAUAUACCUAGCUAGGACCAAGAAGAGAUUUACAUCUAUAUAUACAAACAACGGACCAGCGUAAUUCUGGUAAAGCUAUGAUGCUCACUGAGGAGGCGGCAGCGACAUAUACAUAGCUAUAAUAGCUAGCGAGUCCCGCAGUCUCUCUUCUCUAUUUGAGCGCCCAAAGCUUGGCUCAAGAUGCGGAGUAUGUCGGCCGUAUCAUCCUAUCAAAGAGGCAUCGCCGCCAUUGUCGGCGUUGGGCCCAAUCUGGGCCGAUCUAUUGCUCGCAAGUUUGCUCACGAAGGCUACACCGUUGCCAUUCUAGCUCGUGACCUCGGGAGAUUGUCGAGAUUUGCAGAUGAGAUAGCGAGAGAAGAGAAGGCGCAGGUGUUUGCAAUCAGAAUAGACUGCGCUGAUUCAAAAAGUGUGAGAGAGGCAUUCGAAGGGGUUUUAUCUCUAGGAUUUGUAGAAGUACUCGUGUACAAUGCUUAUCAGCCGGUCUCAUACCCCUCCAACUUCACCGACAUUCGCAUCGACUCCUUCGAGAAAUCCCUUGCCGUCUCCUCCGUCGGCGCCUUCCACUGCGCGCAACAGGUGAUUCCGGGGAUGGUCGAGAGAGGGAGAGGAACAAUUCUCUUCACAGGCUGCUCAGUUUCUCUCAACGGCAUUGCUGGUUUCUCCGAACUGUGUUGUGGAAAGUUUGCGUUGAGAGGACUAUCACAGUGCCUAGCGAAGGAGUUCCAACCUUCAGGAGUGCAUGUCGCGCAUGUUAUCAUUGAUGGAAUCGUAGGCCCUCCCAGGGGACCAUCUGCUGCUGUUGGUUCGUCGUCACAGAGAAGUUUGGUAGGGGAACAACAGCGUGGCGGUGUAGGGGAAGGGUCGGUGAUGAUGGACCCUGACUCGCUGGCUCAGACCUACUGGCACCUUCACGUCCAGGACCGGACCGCUUGGACCCAGGAGAUCGACCUCCGUCCCUCCUCUCACACUAGAUUCUUCUAAGCCUAUCUGGAAAUAUCAUUAAUUAUAAAUAAUCACAUAUCUGCAUGUAAGUAUCAAAUAUAUGUCCAGUUCUUCCAUAAUCACAUGUUCAAAUAUAUGUGUGAUUAAAGUUCUUUUGGUCACACGAUUCCUUGAACUUUUGGUUGUGCUUAAUAUUCUCGAGUGUGUGGCUACUGGCUAUUCCAAUUUCUCUAAAUGCAUCUUCUUACUCAAAAGAUUCA
This is a messenger RNA of Tripterygium wilfordii, 1317 nucleotides long. Its product is annotated as short-chain dehydrogenase/reductase ARMGADRAFT_1018421. The transcript has 6 exons. NCBI's taxonomy places the organism in Eukaryota, Viridiplantae, Streptophyta, Magnoliopsida, Celastrales, Celastraceae. The record is from RefSeq and is a predicted model, not a curated record. Bases 296 to 1096 code for a protein of 266 amino acids.